Eupeodes corollae is the source of this 3258-nucleotide messenger RNA. Its product is annotated as protein Optix. The transcript is spliced from 4 exons. The record is from RefSeq and is a predicted model, not a curated record. Lineage: Eukaryota; Metazoa; Arthropoda; Insecta; Diptera; Syrphidae. Gene Ontology annotation, molecular function: DNA-binding transcription factor activity, RNA polymerase II-specific; RNA polymerase II cis-regulatory region sequence-specific DNA binding. Gene Ontology annotation, cellular component: transcription regulator complex; nucleus. The coding region runs from base 889 to 2205 and encodes 438 amino acids. Gene Ontology annotation, biological process: regulation of transcription by RNA polymerase II.
CGGAGAAGUUUGUCUGGAUAGCGUGGUGUUUGGCUUGGUUUGGUUUUGUGAAGUUUAGUCAAGUAUAUGCUCGGCGUCCGGUAAUUUUGCGUCUCAGCUGAACGACGAACUCCCACUUUUGAGUAUCCAUCUCGUGGAUUGCGUUUGCGAUUGCGAUUGCGACUGCUGCUGCUUCGCUUCUGUUCGAGUUCGAUGGUGGAAGUCAGUGCGCGGCGACGAACGCUGUUGAUAUCGUUAUCGUUUUCGCUACCAGUUUAACCAACAACGGGCAAUGUUUAAAUUACACGUCGUGUACAAAAACGAACGGAUAUCUGUUUAUGUCUCAUUGGUUUAAGUGGAUACGUGUGUGUAUCACGACAUUUGUGUAGCUUGUGUAUAGCGGAGUAAAAAGGGGAGAAGGUAGUUUGGACGGACGGCUACGGCAACGGCAACGACAACCAAACGGAAUUGGCCUCUAAUGAGCUGGUUAUCUACAGCGGAGGCGAUACUUUGCUUACUGACGGACGUCUGUACUGUGAGAGAUUAUAGUGCGGUUUCGAAAUAAUUAUGAUUUUUUCUUAAUUUUGCAAUGGUGAAACAAAAAACGUCAAUUUAAUCAAAAGAAUUAAAUUAAAAGAUUAAAAAAAAAGAAAUAUAUACAGCAAAAAGUUAAAUCAAAUGUGUGUUAACAAAAAUUCUUUUCAUUUAUAAGAAUUGAGAAAAAAAUCAUUCACUGUGUGAUUUUGACAAAUUUGUUUAAAUAAAAGUGUUUUGUUUGCCCUACUAUAUUAUAAAUCAAUGUUUAUCGAUGAGUUUUUUGACUAAAUGCAAACAAGAAAUUAAUGAUUGAAUAACAAAAUUGGUCAAGUAUAGUAUGCAAAUUUGUUCACAGUGGAUUCAAUUAACAAAAUGGCCGUUGGACCGACGGAGGGUAAAAAUCCUCCUUCCGAGACAUUUUCCCCAAAUCAUCAGAUUAUAGCACCCAGUCCGAUAUUGGCGGUUCCUACGUUGGCAUUUUCGGCAACUCAAGUUGAAAUUGUUUGCAAAACACUUGAAGACUCAGGGGAUAUUGAGCGUUUAGCGAGGUUCCUUUGGAGCCUGCCAGUGGCUUUACCUAAUAUGCACGAAAUAUUAAACUCAGAAGCAGUUCUCCGGGCGAGAGCUGUUGUAGCUUAUCAUGUUGGAAAUUUCAGGGAACUAUAUGCAAUAAUAGAAAAUCAUAAAUUUACGAAAGCAUCUUAUGGAAAGUUACAAGCAAUGUGGUUGGAAGCUCACUAUAUAGAAGCUGAAAAACUACGUGGACGUUCGUUAGGACCUGUUGACAAAUAUAGAGUUCGCAAAAAAUUCCCCUUACCACCAACAAUUUGGGACGGAGAACAAAAAACGCAUUGUUUUAAGGAAAGAACGAGGAGUCUUCUAAGAGAAUGGUAUCUUCAAGAUCCAUAUCCGAAUCCAACGAAAAAAAGGGAGCUCGCUAAAGCGACUGGUCUCAAUCCUACACAAGUAGGCAAUUGGUUUAAAAAUCGAAGGCAACGAGAUCGAGCGGCUGCAGCUAAAAACAGAAUGCAACACAAUCAAAACAACCCAGGUAUGUCUUUCCAAUGCCGAAGAGCAGAGGGUGCUUCAUCGCCAGCUCCAUCCGACACGUCCGAUUCAGAUAUAUCGCUGGGAACCCAUUCGCCUGUACCUAAUAGUCUACCCCUGCAACAUAGUCCCGGAUCUACGUCGAACGGCGGCAACGAUCGCGACGAUCGAGAUCUUUGUAUAGACGAUGACAAGCCACGAGACCUGACAAGCUCUCUCAAUACAAACGCUGGAUAUCCGGCCGUUAUAUCCUGCAUGCAACCAUUUAAACUGGACACCACAGCUGCUAGCUUCUUGAAUGCCGGUUGUUAUUUGCAGAAUUUUUCAAAUCUAAAAGAAAUGUCACAGUUUCCAAUUCAGCCUACUGUAAUUAGACCGCACCCACAGCUUCCACAAACCAUUACACUUAAUGGAAAUCAAAUUCAUUCGUACACGACGCCAAAUUAUGCAGUAGAUAGCACGCCCCCGCCUAAAAUUCGGGUUAACUCACCAGAGAAGCUCAACUCGUCGGCCAACAGUAUCAACUCGAAUUCGAUGACUUCGCUUCAGGAAAUGUCAUAUCAUCACUCUGCGGCGCAGUUUUUACAUAGACCUUUCUCAACAUCACCACAGCCCUCCCAUACGGCCUCUGAAGUAACAUGAAAUUAGGCACUUAGCUUUCGAUUUAAAUAUUAAAAUUAAAAUUAAAAUAAUAAUUAUUAUUAUUUUUAUUUAGGUACAAUAAUUUAUAAGAAACGCAAUCAUUUGUCUGAUUGUAUAAAAUUUUUAAGGCAUAUCGUUGAAGCUUAAUGAAUUUUUGCAUUUUUGUUUACUUUUUUCUUCAAAUAACAUUUUCAAACUUAUCUACACUAAGUGAUUUAUCGAACAUGCAACUUAAAAAAAAUACUGGCUUUAAGUUCAUUUUUUCUAUUAAGUGAAAACGAAACUUUUUAACGGAAUAUAGAGAUACCUCUGCUCUCUACAAACAUUUUACACUUCUUAUUCAUCCUGGCUUGCACAAAUCUUCAUGCAAAAAGCUCGAUUAAUCGCUCAAUGUAGAUAUGAUUCAAGGCUAGAAGCGUAUUAAUUUAUAUUUCAGAUCAAGGACAUUUAGAAAUCUGACUUCUGGGAUACACCUUUCAGGUUCGAUUCCUGUCUAUUGAACUUUUUGUAAAGUUCACCAUGCGUUUCUAGCUUUAAUUUUUUUUUUCAUAUACUUACAUAAGUAGGAGUUACAUCUUGACCUACAUUACAUUAUUGUAAACUGUCCUACUAAGCAGAAUUGAAAUUGUAAAUCUUGUAUAAAUAUAACUUAAAAUUGUCAACAUUUUUUGAUUUUAAUAAUAUAAUUUGUAAGCCCUUUAACAAAAGAGGUCAAAAGCACAAAUAAUGUUCAAUUUUUAAAGGGACCUUAUGCUUCGCCUAUAGUGAUAUAUAUUGACUACAUACCUACAUACAUACAUAAAUGAAAUAUUUUAUUUAACUCUAACGUUUUUCUUUUUCCGUAAAACAUUUAAUUUAAUUAUAUAUAUAACAAACCUAAAACAAAAAAAUCAAAUCAAAGGUUUUUGAUAUAAAUACAAAUGCCGAUAAAUUGUUUUUGUAAUAAUUAUAUAUAUGCUAAAUUCCUAAUUAUUAGAAAUAAUUUAAAUAGUAGUCAUAAUCUAAACAAGUGUAUAACAUAAUAAACUAAUAAAAAUUAUCGAAAUAAGUACA